CUGGGCCGCUGCAUUGAGCGCCGUGGGAUGACGUUCGGAUUCUACACCCUACUAAUGGCCUGUGAAAAUCAUCCCUAUGCGAUGAAGGUUCUCGACGGUGUCAGACUCUCCCCUACGCGUAAACGUUCCGCAACAGUGCCUCGCCGAUGCAUGUUACGUCAGGGUAUUCACUAUGAUUUGCACCCCAUCGACCAGCCGGGCUCGACGAUACCGCAGAGAUCUAGGGCAGUCGAUUCGAUGUAAUUGCUAGCUGUUCGACUCUGAAUGGCAGCUUUAAUCUCGCGGCCAUAGAUCUUCACGAUGUAAAAGUAGCAUUGGCUCGUUGAACGCUAGCUGUUCACAGUGGGAUGGAUCUCGAUGGAUGGAACCGUCCACUGUGUGGAGGGAUUAGUUGCUGGCAGCUUCAGUGUUUAGCCAAGGGACAUAUCUAGUCUAGCGUUGUUGGUUUGGUACGUUCUCGAAAUUUAGUAAUUCAGUUUGUGAUUCUUCCGAUAUCGAUGGAUCUGCUUGUGG
This is a messenger RNA of Aspergillus caelatus, 513 nucleotides long. RefSeq lists its product as uncharacterized. Lineage: Eukaryota; Fungi; Ascomycota; Eurotiomycetes; Eurotiales; Aspergillaceae. Bases 28 to 243 code for a protein of 71 amino acids. The record is from RefSeq and is a predicted model, not a curated record. The transcript has a single exon.